Camelus dromedarius (Arabian camel) is the source of this 6972-nucleotide messenger RNA. RefSeq names its product synaptopodin 2 (gene SYNPO2). Lineage: Eukaryota; Metazoa; Chordata; Mammalia; Artiodactyla; Camelidae. The record is from RefSeq and is a predicted model, not a curated record. Gene Ontology annotation, biological process: positive regulation of actin filament bundle assembly. Gene Ontology annotation, molecular function: actin binding. The transcript is spliced from 5 exons. The coding region runs from base 158 to 3943 and encodes 1261 amino acids. Gene Ontology annotation, cellular component: nucleus; Z disc; stress fiber.
GCGGCGGCGGCGGCGGCGGCGGCGGCUCCAGCGGAGGUUCCGCGCGCCCCAGUCCUGCCUUCUUGGCGGGAGCCUGAGGCUGAGUGCACAUCCUCAGCCGCACCCAGGCUUCAUCUGUCUUUUCAAGCUCUUCAUGCUACCCAAUUAAAAGAAGAAAAUGGGCACGGGGGAUUUUAUCUGCAUCUCCAUGACCGGAGGGGCGCCCUGGGGGUUCAGACUGCAAGGUGGCAAGGAGCAGCAGCAGCCCUUACAAGUUGCUAAGAUCCGAAGCCAGAGUAAAGCCUCUGGGUCUGGGCUCUGUGAGGGAGAUGAAGUGGUUUCUAUCAACGGCAACCCUUGUGCAGACCUCACGUACCCAGAAGUCAUUAAGCUCAUGGAGAGCAUAACAGACUCUCUCCAAAUGCUCAUCAAAAGACCAUCCAGUGGAAUAAGUGAGACUUUGAUUUCUGAAACUGAAAACAAAAACCAUGAGCAUUUCACCCAUGAGGGGUAUGUGGAAAGUACCACCCUACAGAUUCAACCAGCCACAAAGAGCCAGUAUAGAGAGUUCUACAUCGCCCCAGUCAAGAGUGGAGCUCCCCUAGCUGAGGAUCAAGCAGGCGGCGCUGGUUUUCCUGGGAGCUUGAAAGAAGGAACAGGCCCGGCUCCUCACACCUCUGACUCCGAAAGUGGACGCCUAGCAGAGGAGGUUAUCUUAAAGGAGAAGGCAGAAGUGGGGCGGCCAGGCACUGUGGUUGAGCUACAACUGUCCCUUUCACAAGACAGACACAAAGGCACUGGUGCCCCUGUAGUGGCUCUCCUGGGAGCUGAAAAAUCCAAGUCUCCUGACCUACAUCCUCAUUUACAACAUGACGGGACUGUCCACACAACUUCAGUCCCCACUGGUGAGAAAGGGGACCCUUCUCUGAGGUCCGGCAAGAUAAUCCAGAUCUCCAGUGGCCAAGAAUUGAGAGUGAUCCAAGGAAGUGAAGCAGGAGACUCGGGGCUGCCCCGAGUAGAAGUGAUCUUCGACUGCUCUGACAGGCAGAAGACGGAAGGGUGCAGGCUUCAGGCAGGAAAGGGGUGUGUGGAUUCUCUGGUGGAAGGAGGGCAGUCAGAAGCACCUCCUUCUCUGGUAUCCUUUGCAGUCUCAUCAGAAGGCACAGAGCAGGGAGAAGAUUCACGCUCGGAAAGGGAUCACAGCAGACCUCACAAGCACAGAGCGCGCCACGCACGGCUCAGAAGGAGUGAAAGUCUAUCAGAAAAGCAGGUGAAAGAAGCAAAAUCUAAAUGCAAAAGCAUUGCCCUCCUUCUAACAGAUGCCCCCAACCCCAACUCCAAGGGGGUGUUGAUGUUUAAGAAGCGUCGUCGGAGGGCCAGGAAAUACACCCUAGUCAGCUACGGGACUGGUGAACUUGAGCGAGAGGCAGACGAGGAGGAGGAAGAGGGUGACAAAGAAGAUACAUGUGAAGUAGCAUUUCUGGGUGCAAGUGAAUCAGAGGUGGAUGAAGAGUUAUUGUCUGAUAUUGACGACAACACACAAGUUGUGAACUUUGACUGGGACUCUGGACUAGUGGACAUUGAAAAGAAACUGAACAGAGGGGACAAGAUGGAGAUGUUGCCAGACACCACAGGCAAGGGGGCCCUCAUGUUUGCCAAGAGGAGAGAGAGAAUGGAUCAGAUCACAGCCCAAAAAGAGGAGGAGAGGAUGGGUGGAGUGCCAAGCAGAGAACCAGAUGCUGCCCAGACCGAUGGCCUGAGAGCCAUGACUUCCUACCAAAGGAAGGAAGAAGAAUCAGUGAGAGUGCAGAGCUCCGUGAGCAAAAGCUACAUUGAGGUGAGCCCUAGUCUUGGCCAUGUGCCCCAACAGAAUGGCUUCACUGGGGUGUCUGAGACAGCAGAGGCUCAGAGGAUGAUGCCUAUGAAUAGAACAGCCAAACCCUUCCCAGGGUCUGUGAACCAGCCAACAACCCCUUUCUCCCCAACCCGAAACCUGACAAGUCCCAUCGCUGACUUUCCUGCACCUCCACCUUAUUCUGCAGUCACACCCCCACCUGAAGGCUUCUCCAGAGCAGUGUCAAGUCCGACAGCUGGCCCGGCACAGCCUCCUCCGUGGCCCCAGCCUGCCCCAUGGUCCCAGUCAGCCUUUUAUGAUUCGUCUGAACGAAUAGCCUCCCGGGAUGAAAGGAUCGCAGUGCCAGCAAAAAGAACAGGAAUAUUGCAGGAGGCCAAAAGGAGAAGCACAACAAAACCCAUGUUCACUUUUAAAGAGCCCAAAGUAAGUCCAAAUCCUGAACUCUUGUCACUUCUUCAAAAUUCAGAAGGCAAAAGGGGCACUGGAGCAGGAGGUGAUUCUGGACCCGAAGAAGACUACCUCAGUUUAGGAGCAGAGGCUUGUAAUUUCAUGCAGAGCUCCUCUGCGAAACAAAAGACCCCACCUCCUGUUGCUCCAAAGCCUGCUGUCAAGUCCUCAUCUUCCCAACCAGUAACUCCAGUUUCUCCGGUCUGGUCACCAGGAGUGGCUCCAACCCAACCUCCUGCCUUCCCCACAUCCAACCCAUCACAGGGCACCAUGGUCUCCUCCAUCAAAAUAGCCCAGCCUUCUUAUCCUCCUGCCCGGCCCGCAAGUGCUCUGAACCUGGCUGGUCCCUUCAAAGGACCACAAGCAACGGUAGCCAGCCUGAACUACACUCCCAAGCCAGCAGCUCCCACACCAACAGUAAACACUGCUCAUGCUGGUGCAGUCAGACCAUCCAAUGAGCUUCCGGGAAUGAGUGGGAAAGGAGCCCAGCUCUUCGCUAAAAGGCAGUCGAGGAUGGAGAAGUAUGUGGUGGAUUCGGACACGGUGCAGGCCCACGCUGCCCGUGCUCAGUCUCCCACUCCAUCUCUACCGGCCGGUUGGAAGUACUCCUCCAACGUCCGUGCACCUCCUCCCAUGGCCUACAAUCCUAUCCACUCCCCCUCCUACCCACUGGCCGCAGUCAAGUCUCAGCCGUCAGGCCCACAGGCCUCCAAAACAAGCAAGAAAAAGGGCAAGAAACCCCUCAAUGCUUUGGAUGUCAUGAAGCACCAACCAUAUCAGCUAAAUGCGUCCUUGUUUACUUUCCAACCUCCAGAUGCAAAAGGUGGCCUCCCAACAAAGUCAUCAGUCAAGGUCAGUUCAGUGCCAGCCAUGAAACAAGCUCUUCCUCCUCGGCCAGUGAAUGCUGGCUCGCCCACUAACGUGCAGGCUUCGUCCGUGUACUCAGUACCAGCCUACAGCUCUCAGCCUUCCUUCUUCGCCGAGGCCACCUCACCAGUCAGCGCCUCCCCAGUGCCGGUGGCCAUUCCUACCUCUCCAAAGCGAGAAUCAGCCUCAACAUCUUAUUUUGUGGCACCGAGGCCGAAGUUUUCAGCCAAGAAAAGUGGUGUCACAGUGCAGGAGAUUGAACGCUCUCUUUCUCUUCCCGGAAGACCAGUACCGCCCAUCAUCUCUACAGCAUCUCCUUGGGUAUUUCAGCCUGCUUAUAGCUACUCUAGCAAACCAACUGAUGGGCUAGAGAAAGCAAACAAGAGACUAACUCCUUGGGAAGCAGCAGCCAAGUCUCCUCUUGGUCUAGUGGAUGAUGCCUUUACACCCAGAAACAUCCAGGAAUCCAUUGUGGCAAAUGUGGUCUCCGCAGCUCAGAGGAAGGUGCUUCCAGGGCCGCCAAAAGAGUGGAAUGAAAGACUGGCCUAUGUUCCCCAAACCCAGAAGGCCAAUAUGGGCUCAUUUGGAAGGCAAGAGUAUAAUGUUGCAUCCCUACCCAGUAACAAUAUGCCCACCAACUCCCAAUAUGGUUCACAGGUGCCAUAUGAGUAUUACAGGCAGCCUUCCAGAAAUGAUUCUGAAAUAAUGUCCAUGGAGACUAGGUCUGAUUACUGUCUUUCAGUAGCCAAUUGCAACUAUAACCCACACCCAAGGGGAUGGAGACGCCAAACAUAAAAGUUAAAAGAACUGAUUGUGCCACUUACAAUAAUUUAAAAAAAACGUUUCUUUCCAGUAUUUUUGACUUUUCCAAAAGAUUUAAAUUCACUUUUGAUCUUGGCUUGUUCUCAUAGAUCAUUUAUCCAAGUUUGUGUGUGUGUGAGUGUAUGUGUGUGUAUGUGUGUGUAUGCACAUGUGAGAGUGAAUCACUUCCUUUUCUGCUGAUGCAUAGAGAAUUUGAAGAAAAAUUCAUUUUAUGCAUUGAUGGCACUUAUAUGUAAUUCAUAGUCUUAAUUCCCUUUACUUCAUUAAUAUGAGAUAGUCUAGGCAACUAAACUCUCUCAAUUGAAACUACGUAUUUUCUUGUAUGUGCCUCAGUCUAGGAUAGAAUUAAUGAAAUAGGAUAUGCUAAUUUUCAUCAGCAGUAACAGCAAGGAAUAUAAGAUGGGAGAAGUUUCCAAUGGGAGUAUACCAGUAAAUAAUAAUUCCUUUAAAAAGGAUUUUCAUGCUGUUAUUUUAAGCAUUUCUCUGAAAUACUUUUAAAAAUCUGUAAAAUUCAGAUUUGUUUUUAGACUUGAUAUAUAGACUUCUCAGAAAGAAAGAAAUAUUUGAGAGUAAGACAGUUAUACAUUUCAGAAGGUAAAUGGUGUAAUGUGUAGGGAACAGAAAGGUUUAGGUAUAGGAUUUAUUUUUAAUCUAUUCAAAGUCAGCAGCCUGAGACAGGAAUAGACUCUGGGUUCAGGUGUCCUCAUUUGUCAGAUGAGAAGAUCAGAUUAUUUAAUCUCUUAUAUCAUGAACAGCUCUGAUAUUCUGAGAUUCUCUCAUUAGUAGAAUGACUUUUGAUGCAUUAUUCAUUUUUGUUGCUCAUCACAGAAAUAUGAGAUUAAGGUUAGGGGUGGAUUAGGUCAUUGGUGUCACUUCAUGUAUCAUUAAAGGUCCAAGAAGAAUUGUUGGGCAGUAGGUUUUGUGAUAUGUGUUACGUGGAGUGAGGGUUGAUGUGAAGAAAAAAGCUAUUAGUGGAUUUAAGGAAGUGGUAGAUGGAUGUGUCUGUUAUUAUGCAACUGUAGGUCAUGACCAUUUACUUAGUUAUAGAAAGCAUGCUGCAGAAGCCUAUGCAACAAGUGGUGCUUCUUUAGAAAGCCAUCAUUAGGAUGUUCAAAAGAAGUUAAGCAGUUGCUUGGACAAUUCCAUGACCCAUCCCUUGUUAGCAAGACCGUAAGACAAUUAGUCAAACACCUGCUCCUCACUGCCAUACCCCCAAAGUACUAAAUACAAGGAAGUUCAAAGUAUUUUACAUUAUAAGUGAGUAUUGAGAAUAUUUUAAAAUAAAAACACCUUGAGUAUUCACAACUUUCUUAGGUUUUAAAAUAUUUUGCUUUGUUUUACUUUUUAACUCUUGAAUUUAUCACUAUCAUGGUCUCUUUCACAGAUUAAAAUUUUAAAAAAUUGCCAAGAUACAAGUAAUCCCUUGGAAACAAGAAAAUAAAAAGCUGAAGAAAUCACAGUAAGUUGUAUUAGUAAUGGAAUCACCCAGAUACUAGCUUGUUUAGCUACUGAGAAAAGAAAAGAUGAGUACUUUCUAAGGUUAUAUUGCUAAAUUAUCUUAAAUUGAUAUAGCAAUAAUUCUCUCAAAUUGUAAGAUAUAAUAAUUGAUUCCUAAAGACUUUCUAAAAAAAAUAAUGCCUGGUAUUUCAUUAUUCUCUUAGGAAUUCUCAGAAAUCCCCCACAUAAAAUACUUACUUGUUUCAAACUUUAUUAUAGUGGUCCAAUCAUUCUGGUGUCAAUGUUUUAAGAUAUGGGGGGUUUAGCAGGAAGAUUUGUGAGCCAGGAUCAUAUCCUGUUAUGUUGUUUUAUUUUUAUAAAUGCUAGAAGUUACUUCCUUUUAUCCUUACAUUUUAGAUACUGCAAUUCUAGAAAUUGAUAUGCAUUAUAUUGUUCAUUAAAACUUUCACUAGACCAAAAAUAGAGAGAAACAGACAUUUCAAACUUAAAGAUUAUUAUUAUUAAACAGCCAUCCCCCUCUUUGCAUGCACUAGAUCAAAAUAAUCAUUGUAUUAAGCUAUCUGAAUUUAUUCUAGGCACCAAGAAAAAGACAAUACAUGGCAGGAAAGUUGUACAUUUUUCAUUCACAAGGAAAUGAAUGUCAUAUUUUUAUUAGAAAUCAAUGAUUCAAGAAGUCAUAUUUUGCAGAUAUAAUUCUGAAAAGCAAAAGUGUCAUUGUCAAAUCAUCACAAAAUGUAUGGGUAAUUAUCUCCAGUUUACUUGAAAAGGAGUAAAGUUAGAUUGCUAACAUUCAAGCUAAUGUUUGAGCUAAUUCUGCCACGCUGAUACCGGAUUCCUAUUGAGAAUACUUAGAGAACUACUGUUCUCACAAAAAUAUGAUGUUUGUCUUGUAUUCCAAAUAAUAGCCUUUUGAGAGAAGAGCUGUUGCUUUGUAAAUGUAUACCACAUGUGUUGUGAGGCAUUUUUCUACUAGUAGCAAUCACAUAGGUAGAAAGAGUUCUGUUCUACCAUGGAUUAAAAACACUCUCUAAAAGUACACUAAUUUGGUAACUUUUUUCCAUCUUGAGUUUAAAUACUGUAUCAUUGCAUGUGUGUGAAGUGUCCAUUUUUAAGAUGAUUUAAAUACUGUCUUAUAUUUUGAGUUUGAUUAUUGCACAAUUCUAGUCAAUUUAUCUUUGAAUAUGUCUCUUUUACAUUUUGGCCCCAUCACUCACAUUAGAAAGGGCCACACUUUUAGGGGUCAAGCACAUAUAUAUACUAAUGAGUUGAAACUUUAGAUGAAAAAUUACAGCAAAUAGUCUCAGUUAUUAUAAUUAGAGAGGAACCGAAGAAAUGUUUGUUUUUAAUAGAAAGUAGAUUUUCACAUUGAUUUCUAUUCAAAGUAGAAGUAUCUAUACUGUCCACAUUUUUCUAUUAAAAUAGACUAUGUUCUCCUGCUAACUAGUUUAACAUUUCCACCUUUGUUUAUCCCAAAAGACUGUAUUUGAAAGAUGCAUACUGAAAAUCAAAAUUGUGUUAGUAAUAAAAAUUAACUUGCAAAUCAA